Prunus persica (peach) is the source of this 3586-nucleotide messenger RNA. RefSeq names its product 5'-3' exoribonuclease 4. Gene Ontology annotation, cellular component: nucleus. The record is from RefSeq and is a predicted model, not a curated record. Lineage: Eukaryota; Viridiplantae; Streptophyta; Magnoliopsida; Rosales; Rosaceae. Gene Ontology annotation, molecular function: zinc ion binding; 5'-3' RNA exonuclease activity; RNA binding. Gene Ontology annotation, biological process: nuclear-transcribed mRNA catabolic process. Bases 101 to 3019 code for a protein of 972 amino acids. The transcript has 22 exons.
AGCAGAUCUCCAAUAACCUUCUCUCUUUCCUUCUGUGUUCAAAUUAUUAACUCGUUCAGUCCCGUCCGAUCUCCGACCUCGCCAAAACGACACCAAGUUCAUGGGCGUUCCUGCGUUUUACCGCUGGCUAGCGGAUCGGUACCCACUGUCCAUCGUCGACGUGGUGGAGGAACAGCCUAGGGAGGGCCCCAAUGGCGUGCCCCUACCGAUCGACGUUUCCAGACCAAACCCUAAUGGCUAUGAGUUCGACAACUUGUACCUCGACAUGAACGGCAUUAUACAUCCCUGUUUUCAUCCCGAUGGCAAGCCUGCUCCUGCUACCUAUGAUGAUGUAUUCAGUUCAAUAUUUGAUUACAUUGACCAUCUAUUCUCAUUGGUUCGCCCAAGAAAGCUUCUUUUUAUGGCAAUUGACGGGGUUGCUCCAAGAGCUAAAAUGAAUCAGCAACGUUCUCGACGUUUCAGAGCUGCAAAAGAUGCGGCUGAUGCGGAAGCCGAAGAGGAAAGACUGAAGAAAGAAUUUGAGAUGGAGGGGACAUAUUUGAUUCCUAAAGAGAAGCCUGAAACAUCAGAUUCAAAUGUUAUUACUCCGGGCACUCAAUUUAUGGCAGUGCUUUCGGUGGCACUUCAAUAUUUCAUACAAAGUAGGUUAAACCACAACCCUGGUUGGCGAUCUACCAAGGUUAUUCUGUCUGAUUCAAAUGUUUCUGGCGAGGGAGAGCACAAAAUAAUGUCAUACAUACGAUUGCAGCGCAACCUUCUUGGUUUUGAUCCGAACACUCGGCAUUGUCUCUAUGGUUUGGAUGCAGAUCUUAUUAUGCUGGCUUUAGCUACACAUGAGGUUCACUUCUCAAUAUUAAGAGAGGUGAUUACUCUUCCAGGUCAACAAGAAAAAUGUUUUCUUUGUGGGCAAGUUGGUCAUCUGGCAGCUGAGUGUCGUGGUAAACUUGAUGAUUAUGGAAAUGUUGUAGAUGAAACCCCAAUUCACAAGAAGAAAUAUCAGUUCCUCAACAUAUGGGUAUUGCGCGAAUACUUGCAAUAUGAGCUGGAGAUUCCUAAUCCUCCUUUUCAGAUUAACUUUGAAAGGAUAGUGGAUGAUUUUGUGUUUAUGUGUUUUUUUGUUGGCAAUGAUUUUCUUCCACAUAUGCCGACAUUGGAGAUAAGGGAGGGUGCUAUUAAUUUAUUGAUGCAUAUUUAUAGAAGGGAGUUUACUGCUAUGGGUGGUUAUCUUACUGAUGCGGGUGAGGUAUUGUUAGACAGAGUAGAGCAUUUUAUUCAAUCUGUUGCUGUUUUUGAACGCCAAAUCUUUCAAAAGCGGGUUCGGAUUCAGCAGGCUAUAGAGAAUAAUGAAGAGAUGAGAAAUAGAUCUAGAAGAGAAUCUUCUGCAGAGCUACCCGCUCCGGUGGUCGACAAGGUUAAAUUGGGGGAGCCCGGAUAUACAGAGAGGUACUAUGCUGAGAAAUUUCAAGUAACAAAGCCCGAGGAGAUUGAUAAUGUUAAAAAGGACUUAGUUUUAAAAUAUGUAGAAGGCUUAUGUUGGGUCUGCCGAUAUUACUACCAAGGGGUCUGCUCAUGGCAAUGGUACUACCCGUAUCAUUAUGCCCCUUUUGCUUCUGAUCUAAAAGAUUUAGAUGAAUUGGAAAUAACAUUUUUCUUGGGAGAGCCAUUUAAACCCUUUGAUCAGCUCAUGGGAACCUUACCGGCUGCAAGCUCUAGUGCUCUUCCGGAAAAAUACAGAAACUUGAUGACUGAUCCAUCAUCACCAAUCUAUAAUUUCUAUCCUUCUGAUUUUGAGAUUGACAUGAAUGGCAAGCGCUUUGCAUGGCAGGGUGUUGCCAAAUUGCCAUUCAUUGAUGAGAAGAAAUUGCUUGCUCAGACAAGGAGGCUUGAAAGCACUUUAACGGAGGAAGAGCAGGCUCGGAAUAGUGUGAUGCUUGAUUUGCUUUAUGUCUAUCCAUCUCAUCCUUUGGCGGCAGAAAUGAAGUUGUACUACCAACUAUAUUAUCAGUCAGCCCCUCAGGAAAGAUUUGUAUGGCCGAUAGACACAAUUGCCAGUGGUGGAAUGAAUGGAUACCUUUGGUUAUCUGAGAGAAAUGGUGUUCGAUGCGUAAUCCCUUCCCCUGUUCGUGGUUAUCCGAACAUUGAUUAUAACCAAGUCUUAAAUGUUACCUAUCUUAAUCCCGCGGCUCAUAAACACAUCCCAGAACCUCCCCAGGGUGUGGUCAUGCCCAAAAAGGUUGUAAAACCUAUGGACAUCAAACCAGCCCCUGCAUUAUGGCAUGAAGACAAUGGUCGACGCCAGCAAGGCAGAGAGAGGCCACAAGUACCUGGAGCAAUUGCUGGACCUAUGUUGGGAGAAGCAGCUCAUCGACUUGUCAAGAACACACUUAAUAUUAGAUCUAAUAAUUCAGCUUCGGGAUUUUGGGACCAACAACCGCUACGUAAUUUUCCAGGAAACUAUCCAGUCAAUAGACCAAGACCAGCUGGGCCCUCUGGGUAUGAAAAGGGCUUCCGUGAAGAAGCAAAGUAUGGAAACUCGUUCACUCCUCAGGGCAUCAUGGCUAGGCCUAGAUUUCCCUCCUCAAAUGGUAUGCAGGGUGACAGACAGAGUUUUAGAGCUCAAGAAAGAGUCCAAUAUCAAGAACAGAGUUUUAGGACACAAGAAAGAGUACAAUAUCAAGAACAGUACCACAGCUUGAGAACUGGGAUGUCUGGUUUAACAAUGGAAGAAAGUGUGAGAACCAGGUCUCCUGCCGGGCAACCAGGGAUGCCAAAUUCAGGGUACUCCACGAACCCACAACACCAGUUUGCGCAGGAUGCUCUUCCUUCACCGCCUCCCAAGUGGAUUAACAAAGAAUCAACUGCAAACGGUGGGUUAUAUAAUAGGCAACAGGAAACUGGAUUUGGUGGAGCAUAUGAGCCGCAGCCAGUCAAGAAGGUGUAUCAGGUUAAGACUCGUGCUCCCCAGGAUAUGUCGGAUGCUGGAGACCAGACUGGGAGUGAUUCAUCUGGAUUUGUGUAAUGUUGCCUGGUUCUUUGUAAGAGGUGCCCCCACACAGAAUACUAAACUUAUCUUACCUUGUGGCCGAGGGGAGGGCACUAAGACUAGCUUCAUGAGUGUAUAUGUAGCACAUGGCAACAAGAGGUUGACGCUGUGGUUCGAUGCUAAAGUGAUUCGGCUUGCCUGAUUUGCGCAGCCAGUAGCACGGGAACCACAAAAGGAUGGUUUGUUACAUUAAUACGGAUGAGAUUUCCGCAGAAACUCUAAACAGAUUGUACUAACUGGCCAUGGCGGUGCAUAUAUCAUUAACUAUUUGUUGGGUAGUUUGUAAAAUAUGCGUACAUAGUUGUGGUCUGUUGUUAUAGUUUCAUAGGAAGAAUUUGAGAAGUCAAUCAGAAAUAAGGUUGAUAUGUAUCAUUAGGAUGUAGGGGAUUAUGUCAUCCAAAAGGAAUUUGUUUCUUUUCCCUUCAGGAAUGUUCGCUGUAUUCAGGAAUGUUCGCUGUAUCUAUUAUUAGUGUUUUCUUUUUGUACCUGGAUGUUUAUUUUAAAUUAUGAUCUGAUAUCACAACAGGGUUUUCUUUUUAUUUA